Messenger RNA from Salmo salar (Atlantic salmon), 471 nucleotides. The record is from RefSeq and is a predicted model, not a curated record. Lineage: Eukaryota; Metazoa; Chordata; Actinopteri; Salmoniformes; Salmonidae.
GCUACUAAUGCUGCUACAACUAGUACAACUACUGCUGCUACUACUAGUACUACUAUUACUACUACUACAAAUACUGCUGCUGCUACUUCUAGUACUACUAUUACUACUACUACUACUGCUGCUACAACUAGUACAACUACUGCUGCUGCUACUACUAGUACUACUUUUACUACUACUACUACUGCUACACCUAGUACAACUACUGCUGCUGACAUUACUAGUACUACUACUACUACUACUACUACUACAACUAGUACAACUACUGCUGCUGCUACUACUACUAGUACAACUACUGCUGCUGCUACUACUAGUACUACUAUUACUACUACUGCUGCGACAACUAGUACAACUACUGCUGCUGCUACUACUAGUACAACUAUUACCACUACUACUGUUGCUACAACUAGUACAACUACUGCUGCUGCUACUACUAGUACUACUAUUACUACUACUACUACUACUGCUGCUACA